This is a messenger RNA of Aspergillus oryzae RIB40, 546 nucleotides long. RefSeq lists its product as uncharacterized. The transcript has 4 exons. Bases 1 to 546 code for a protein of 181 amino acids. NCBI's taxonomy places the organism in Eukaryota, Fungi, Ascomycota, Eurotiomycetes, Eurotiales, Aspergillaceae. The record is from RefSeq and is a predicted model, not a curated record.
AUGGAAUCGAUGUUCUAUCCAGGGCUGACAAAUGCUGCUCCGCGGCAAGGUUUAGCAAGCAGGGGUAAGAAUCACAUAAUUCUUGUGGGUAGGAGAUAUGAUAUAAAAGCUGUCCUCGUACGUCUUCAUGGCGUAAAAAAUUCACUCACAAUCGAACAACUUGAACCUUGGUGUACACGGAAUCAGCACGUACAGAACGCAAUGGCUCAAACUCGCAUUCUCCUGACCGGGGCUACGGGCUACAUUGGUGGCUCGGUCCUAACCACCCUCAAGGCCAGUACUGCCGUUGAAGUACAGAGUGCACAGAUCGACGUCCUCAUCCGCGGGCCGGAGAGGGUUCCGGAGUUCGAAAACCUCGGGGUUGGAGUCAUUGUCUUCACGAGCUUAGAUGAGACGGAAUUCAUUCGGAAGCUCGCGAGCGACUAUGAUGUCAUUGUCAACACCGCUUCCGCUUUUCACACUGAAUCCGCUAUUGCCAUGAUCACUGGUCUUCAUGAGAGAGAGACCAAGACGGGCCAGAAAACCCACUUUAUCCAUGUGAGCUAG